Messenger RNA from Papaver somniferum (opium poppy), 2139 nucleotides. Its product is annotated as ATP-dependent 6-phosphofructokinase 5, chloroplastic. Gene Ontology annotation, cellular component: cytoplasm. The record is from RefSeq and is a predicted model, not a curated record. Gene Ontology annotation, molecular function: ATP binding; 6-phosphofructokinase activity. Bases 107 to 1684 code for a protein of 525 amino acids. Gene Ontology annotation, biological process: glycolytic process; fructose 6-phosphate metabolic process. The transcript has 13 exons. Lineage: Eukaryota; Viridiplantae; Streptophyta; Magnoliopsida; Ranunculales; Papaveraceae.
AGAAGAAAAACAGAACUCUCCCGCGAUCAUUUCUCUACUUUCACUUAACUCAUCUUCUCUCUUUCCAGCGAUUAAAUUUUUACUCAGAAUAAGGAAAUUAAUAUUAAUGGAAGCAAUUUCGCCAGCUUACGGAUUACAAUUGGUGAAGAAAUGGUCCGGCUCUGAUUCAUUUUCCGGUUCGAUACUUUCGAGUAUGAGAUCUUCCGGCGGAAAAUUCAAGAUUAAUCGUAUUUAUGUUGGGAAAACAAAUUCUUCAGUUGAAUUAAGUGAUGAUCCUGGAUGGAAAACUAAAUUUCAAGAGGAUUUUGAAAAGAGAUUUUACAUUCCUCAUCUUUCUGAUUUCUAUGAUGAUGUUACUCCUAUUCCUUCUACUUUUUGCCUCAAAAGCAGGCGUCCUGUAAUCGAAGAUUUUGCAGAUGGAUAUCCAUCGGAUGAGAAGUGGAAUGGAUAUAUAAACAAUAACGAUAGAGUACUUCUUAAGGUGAUACACUAUUCUUCACCCACAUCCGCUGGGGCUGAGUGCAUUGAUGAUCCAGAUUGUUCUUGGGUAGAGAAAUGGGUUCACCGUGCCGGACCACGAGAGGAAAUAUACUUCAAACCAGAAGAAGUAGCUGCAGCAAUUGUAACUUGCGGAGGAUUAUGUCCUGGUUUAAAUGAUGUUAUAAGACAGAUAGUAAUUACUCUCGAAAUAUAUGGUGUAAAAAAGAUAGAAGGAAUCCGUUUUGGCUAUCAUGGUUUUUCUGACAAAGGAAUCCCAAAUAUUCUGCUAUCUAGAAAGGUGGUUGACAAUAUUCACCUUGCUGGGGGAAGUUUGUUAGGAGUUUCGCGUGAAGUUCCUAAUGUUGGUCAGAUCGUUGACAAUUUGCAGGAAAGAGGAAUCAACAUGCUUUUUGUAUUAGGAGGAAAUGGUCCACAUGCCGGGGCUGAUGCCAUACACAACGAGUGCCUUAAAAGACAGAUGAAAGUGGCGGUGGUUGGUGUGCCAAAAACCAUUGACAAUGACAUUCUAAUGAUGGACAAGACUUUUGGCUUUGAUACUGCUGUGGAGGCAGCACAACGAGCAAUAAAUUCUGCCUACAUUGAGGCCCGUAGUGCUUACCGUGGUAUUGGCCUGGUUAAGUUGAUGGGCCGAGACAGCGGAUUUAUAGCCAUGCAUGCUUCACUAUCCAGUGGGCAAGUUGAUAUCUGCUUGAUACCAGAGGUACCAUUUCAAUUACACGGUGAACAUGGCGUACUAACACAUUUAAAGUAUCUUCUUCAGAAGAAAGGAUCAGCUGUAAUAUGUGUAUCUGAGGGAGCUGGCAAAAAUUUGUUAGAGAACAAUAAUGUAACAGAUGCAUAUGGAAACUUUAUGUUUAAAGACAUUGGUGUGCAUAUUCAACAAGAGACUAAAAAGUUUUUUAAGGACGCUGGGGUGCCAGCUGAUAUGAAGUAUAUUGAUCCCACGUAUAUGAUACGUGCAUGUCGUGCAAAUGCUUCUGAUGGCAUUCUUUGCACUGUUCUAGGUCAAAAUGCUGUUCAUGGAGCGUUUGCAGGAUAUAGCGGUAUUACAGUUGGGAUAUGUAAUACCCACUAUGUAUACCUACCAAUUCCUGAAGUCAUUUCCUACCCUAAGCAAGUUGACCCCAAUAGUCGUAUGUGGCAUCGAUGCUUGACUUCCACUGGCCAGCCAGACUUCAUCUGAGCAUCACCAGUAUAGCACAUUCUUACCGCAUCUAUUUGUUACAGAAUUUCAUAUCAUAUUGCUAGGAUAUAUGUGCAUCAAAAGACUGCAAAAGCCAGCUACAGGACUCAGAAGGGUUGGGCCAGUAUAAAACCAAAGAUAAUCCAUGUAGAGGAAGAACAAUAUGAUGAAAGAAAGCAUUUUAUGACUACAAAAGAACCUUAAAGUCUUGUUGUCCAUUUGAAUGACGACUCAUGACACAACAUUUUAAGUUCUGUGAUUGUACACAGUGGUGAGUUAACCCAACACAUCCUAUAGUUACACUUUUUUUUUCUCUUUUUUUUUAAACAUGUACACAUUAAAAAAAAAAAAAAAAAACUAGAAGGAAGGUAGACGGGGGUAAGUACUACCCAUAGAAUCUGCAAGUAUAAUUUGAUUUAUAAAAGGAGGCGCAAAGCGUUCCCAAAUGGUUCAUA